UUCAAAUUCCCGGCAUUUUGUUCUCUAAUCGAACUCGAUUCCGAUUCUGUGUCCUCUCCCCUCAACCAAUCCGAAGCUCUUUUAUACACUUAUGAUACCUUUCACGCAGGCUAACAAUCGGUUCAAUUUUGAUUUUCAAUUGGAUUCAAGUACAGUUCGGUCCAUCCGAGGCAUGGACUCCGUGGUAGCAACGGUCAGCGGCUACCACGGCUCGGAGCGGUUCAAACUCAUCAAGCUGAUCUCCGAAGCUGGUGCUAGUUACGUUGGCGCGAUGUCGAGAUCAACUACGCAUUUGGUGUGUUGGAAAUUUGAGGGAAAGAAAUAUGAUCUUGCGAAGAAGUUUAAAACAAUAGUAGUUAAUCAUCGGUGGGUUGAAGAUUGUAUAAAGCAAAGAACUCGUGUCCCUGAAGCUCCUUAUAUGUUGCAAUGUGGACAGGAGAUAGGGCCUUUGUCGUUGGAAAUACCCAUUGUAACUAAGAAGCAUUCAAUGUUUUCUGACCAAUCCUACCAUAGACUUGGAGGUGACUCUGAAACAGAAGAUGAUAUGGAUUCCAAUGGUUCUGACCUUGCUGCUUGGACUGAUUCUUUUCUGUUGAAUGAGAACUUCUUACUGAAGUUUGAAAAUAGCAAUAGUACAUCUCAUACAUCAAAGGCAAAGACAUUAAAAAGAACUUCAAAGAAGGAGCAGCGGUCUAGUGCCAGAUACUGUUUUCAAGAGCCUCCUUUAUCUGGAUUAGUCAGUAUGGAGAAUGAAGAGUCAAGUUCUGAUUCUUCAAUCCAUUCUACGAGCGGGAAAAGGAAGAUUUCAAAGCAACAGGAGUCAAGUACUUCCUUCUUGCAGUCAGAAAGAGAGAAAAGGCAGAUAUCCAAGGUCAUCAACACCACUUUGGUUAAACCUCCUGGUAAAGGUCGGAGGCUUCUGAAAAAGAAUAUUGGCAGAGAUGUUUUAGAGUCUGUACUUUCAGAUUCUGAUCUAGAAGAGAAUCAAAUAUUCAGAACUAGAGGAACAUCUAAUGAUAGGUUCCAUCAGCUUGGGGAAAUAGAUGAAGGUUUUGAAGAAACUGAAGACAUAGAAGACAGAAAUCAUCAACGUGCUCUGGAAAGAGUUUCACGGGAUGGGUGCACUGAUUUUGAUAACUUAAAUGGGGAGGUCAAAGAAACCGAUCAGACUGAACACAUUAAUAGAUUACCUACUUCAAUGGAAUUAUCUUGUGUUAUAUGUUGGACAGAAUUUAGUUCAACCAGAGGAAUUCUACCUUGUGGACAUCGAUUUUGUUAUUCAUGCAUCCAAAACUGGGCCGAUCAUAUGGCUUCAAUGAGAAAAUUUUCAACUUGUCCAUUGUGCAAGGCCAGUUUUGUGAGCAUCACAAAGGUGGAGGAUGCAGCCACUUGUGAUCAGAAAAUUUAUUCCCAAACAAUUCCAUGUGCCUUGCCAACAACAGAUAUCUUCUUUGUCACUGAUCGAGCUAGACCUGGUAUUGGUGCUCAGCCCUCUUUACUUCCAUCAUGUAGUGAAUGCCGUUCCCGGGAACCAGAGGAGCUUCUCGUCAGAUGCCAUCUAUGCCAAAUUCGUUGCAUUCAUUCCUACUGUCUGGACCCCCCUUUGCUUCCAUGGACAUGCAUUUAUUGCAAGGAUCUCCAGAUGCUUUACCAUCACAGCUACUAGUGCCUACUUCUGUAUCCAUAUCUCAUCCACAAUGUGUAAGAAUUUCUUACAAUGCACAUAUAUUCUAGCUUUAUAAACGAUUUCACUCAACAGUUCUUGGCACUGCAAACAUUUGUUUCACUCGAGGCUGAACUUACGUCUUUUAAUUACAAGAAAUUGUGCGAAUUUUGAGUUGUAUGCAUCUUUUUAAUAUUGUUCAAUUUAAU
Molecule: messenger RNA, 1872 nt
Organism: Pistacia vera
Lineage: Eukaryota; Viridiplantae; Streptophyta; Magnoliopsida; Sapindales; Anacardiaceae
Product: BRCT domain-containing protein At4g02110
Exons: 7
Coding region: 92-1666 (524 amino acids)
Source: RefSeq, a predicted model, not a curated record